Messenger RNA from Acipenser ruthenus (sterlet), 2470 nucleotides. RefSeq lists its product as uncharacterized. NCBI's taxonomy places the organism in Eukaryota, Metazoa, Chordata, Actinopteri, Acipenseriformes, Acipenseridae. The record is from RefSeq and is a predicted model, not a curated record. The transcript is spliced from 6 exons. The coding region runs from base 618 to 1895 and encodes 425 amino acids.
UAUAUAAUACAGUUUAUUUAUUUUUUUACCACAGAAUCUAAUGUUGAAUUGUUAUGGUGACAUUGUAGUAUUUAAUUUUUAUUACAGUAUUUAAGUAUACAAAAACCGAUUGGUAUUUACGUAAUGUGUAUCCUGAAAUAUUCUCUUGAGAAAGAAUAUUGUAUAUCAAAAACUACAAUAACAUACAUAUAUCAGAUCUAUUAGACUAUUAUAAAAGACAAUAAAUAAUACAAUGUCACCAUAACAAUCCAAUUUAUUAGAUUCUGAGGUCAAAAAUGAACUGGUAUUUGCAUAAUUAGCUAGUCUCCCUGACUUGUUAAAUGCCUUCUAUACUUUCCCUCCCUGCCUCAAAACGCACCCAGUCUGUAGCGUCUCGGUUUGUAUCCAGUCUAAGGUGAAACCACACCAUCGUCACUACCCCGUUUUUAUUGGGGCGUUUCUCUUCAGGAAUACGGGUAGGGAAAAAAAUGACGCAAACCAGUGUUCUGCCACUUUUUGCUUCCUUCGGGAACUGCGCAUGCUCUUUUGCUACAUUUGUACACUGCGCAUGCUCAACACAUCUACUAUGCCAGAAAUAACUACGCAACCCAACCAAGAGACGAAAAAGAUUUAGAAGAAUGGAGCAGAAGGUUGAAGCUGUUUAUAACUACCUGCAAAAAAAAGAUUACCCAAAUCAUUUUACGAAAUAUCAACGGCAAAAUCUCAGGCGUCUCGCUUCCAGUUAUUCUUUAGAAGAAAACACGUUAUACCAUUAUACCAAGGGUGUGAAACAGAGGGUGGUGAGAACCGUCUCCGAGGCCUUAGAUUUAUUCAGAGAAUUCCACGACUCUGCUGCUGGAGGCCACAGUGGAAUUAAAAAAACAAGACAUGCUUUCACAUCAAGAUUUUACUGGCCAGGAAUGUCAAAAGACAUUGAAGACUGGAUUUCAAAGUGCGAUAAAUGCCAGAAAGUGGGGAAGUUACUCCACGUUGAUACCCAGUUACAGAAUGUCAAGAGCCCCCUUUGGGGCAUUGGGCCCGUCCUCCCUGUCCUCUCAGUGGGCCUGGCUGUGGACACAGGUUUGUUACAGCAGAGAAUAUCAUCACCCAAAAGUAAAGAAAUAGAAGCAGAGGCAGCAGCAAUGUCACGGGUAGUUAUAAAACAAGAAACAGCACCCCUGUCACCAGGUCCAGUCACAGCAAUUCCCCCAGGAACGGCAGAGCUGUCGCUCGAGGAGCCCAGCACAUCGGAAGACACUGCAGUGAGGUGUUUUACUGGAAGAACAGAUGGAAGCAGAGAGAUUCAGUUCCUAAGCAAUAUAGAACAAGACGAAACAAUUAACAGGGGGAUUACAGACCCUCAGUCACCUCCUGCAUACUGGUACAAGAGAAACCCCAAAACCCCACCGCAUUCCUGGGUAAAUGAGCCCAACCAGGGUCAACCAAAUCCAGAGAGCUAUAGGAUGAGUCAUCAAGCUCACCCAGUCACCGAGGAGCAGCGUUUGUCGACGCCUCUGGUGUCCGGGAUUGACGUUCUGGAAGGCCAGCAAAGGCAGCUGCAAGAGAUCCAGGCUGUGAGGGCCGAACUAGGCCAGCUGCGAAGCGUUGUCGAUGAUCGACUGAAGGAGCUGACCUCCAGUGUCUUGGAAGUGGCUAAUGUAUUACGCCAGCUCAUUCCCACCACUGCCCAGCAGGCUUGCCCAGCACAGAAAGGGGAACCCCCAUGUGUGCGUUGCUUUCUUGACAGGGGGGUGCCUCCUGAGCAGCAGGGAUGGGUCCGAGUGUCUUUCCCAGGCACAGAGGAGACAUCUGCCCAGGGAAAUGGAGAGAGAGCAAGAAUCGCCACCACUCUACCAGUACCAGAAAUUAACAGGUUUACUGGAUCGUCUUCUAAGAAAAUUAAAAGAGAAACUUAAAUAUCGUUUCAGAAUUGAGCCUACCCUAACCUUUUUAUGUAUUUAUUUUUGUUUGUUUGUUUUUAUGUAUUGUUUUCAUGACCCUGAAACUCAGUAUAUAAUGUAAUAUAUAUUUUAUGAUUUAUUCAAAACGGAUAUUUAUGUUUUUAAAAGACAACUUUACAAAAGUUUAUUGAAGCAGUAUACUUUUAUGGUUUUUCCUGUAUUAUAGUGAUAUGUCUUUUGUUGUAGAAUGUAAUGUUGUACAUUUAAAUACAUAACCUUUGUAAGUUAUUGUUGAAUAGAAUGACUAUCUCUUAAUUUCCCUUAAGAUUUUGUCUGCGUCAGUGGGGUUGAUUUUGUUAAUUGAAUGAAUUAUUUUGGCCCUGAUGAAUGUAAAAUGAAACAAGUUACUGGGUGUAACAGAAGUGUUGUGUAGCCUACAAUGUGCCAGAUAUUUCAAUUAGAAAUAUCGCUAGUGUCUCUCCUUUCAUAAGCAUUGUUCCUAAAAUAAAAAAAAAGAACCUGACAAUGCUGACAGUUAUCAACAUGUUUGUUAGACAUUAAAGUGUUACACCAGUAGGUGGCAGUCUAAA